UAUGAAUACAUACAAGGGGCUUUUUGUGCUCGCCUUAGUGGCUUUAGUUGGUGUUUCCCUCACCCAAGCUCGUGAAAUCUCCAGGGAUAAACGUGAAGCCGUCGCCGAUUUGGAAGCAGCCGCUUCCGGUCACGGACACGAAUGGAAGAAGGGCGGUGGCCAUGAGCACCACUCCGACCACCAUGGCAGCCACGGCGAAAAGGGAGACAAGGGAUACAAGGGCCACCACCACCAUGAGAAAGGAGAAAAGGGACACCACGACAAGGAAGGUCACCAGAAGCACUACGAAGAGCACGGCGGGCACAAGAAGCACCACCACCACGAUGAUGGCUACCACGCCGAACACCACAAAGGCGAAAAGGGAGACAAAGGUCACCAAUACGGAGAAAAAGGCUCCUACAAGAAGGGACACCACACCCAGGGAGGACAUGACGUGCACAAGCUCGACGAAUACAAGAAGGAAAAACACUUCUACGAUGAAGACCAUGACUCCGGCCAUCACGAGAAACACGGAGGAUACCACCACGAAGAUGGAUACAAGAAGGGAGGCCACAAGAAGGGAGGACACAAGAAGGGAGGACACCACGAUGGUCACUACGGCAAGAAGCACUCUCACGAGAAAGGAGGACACCACCACGAAGACAAAGGACACAAGGAAGCCGGUGGACAUGACGACCACUACCACCACGAAUCCCACCACGGAAAGAAGGGAGGUCACGAAGGACACAAGCACUGGGGAUACAAGAAGGGUGGCCAUUAAGAUGUUCGAGGAUAGUGUGAUUGAAUUUGUUUCUGUUAAUGUUAGGUGUUUCCAUCCAAUUGUUAUUGUUGCAUUG
This is a messenger RNA of Anoplophora glabripennis (Asian longhorned beetle), 836 nucleotides long. RefSeq names its product histidine-rich glycoprotein. The transcript has a single exon. Lineage: Eukaryota; Metazoa; Arthropoda; Insecta; Coleoptera; Cerambycidae. The record is from RefSeq and is a predicted model, not a curated record. Bases 2 to 760 code for a protein of 252 amino acids.